UUUCAUGUUUCAAUAAUUUUAUUCUUUUUUCUUUCUUUCUUUUCAUUAAUUGAUUAUCUUCGUUGAUUUCCAAUAAAAAAAACAAAAACCGAAAGAAAAACAAUGGAACGACCAUUCAUAUCAAACAUUGGAUCGAUAAAAUUGCUGAUAAUUACGAUUAUAUUCGUAUUAUUUCAAUUAAUCUUAAAUAUUAAUGCACAACAGGAAUUAACAAUGACAACAAAACCAUCAUCAUCAUCAUCAUCAUCAACAUUAUCGAUGGCCAAAACAACAACAUUAUUACAUAUGAAAUCAACGGAUAUUGAUGAUGAUGAUAAUGAUAAUAAUAAUAAUUAUCAAGAAAAUCUUCGACGAUUAAUUAUACGACGAAGUCAACGACAACAACCACAACCACAACCACAAUCAACAACAACAACAGCAAAAACAACAACAACAACAAAACUAGGACGAUCACUUUAUGAUUUACGUGAACCAUUUAGUUUUCAACAGGAUAAUGAUUCUGAUGAUCCAAUAUCGGAUCAACAAUCAUUACCAACAUUACCACCGUGUUUUGAUAUAACAAAAAAAAUGGAUACAAUGUUAGAAAUUAUUGAAAAUUCAUUUGUAAAAACAAUAGAAAGAAUUGAUAAUUUAGAGAAAAAAAUGCAAACAAUGCAAUCAACAAUAACAACAAAUCUAAUUGAAUUGAUUGAAAAAAGGUAGGGUUUUUAAAUAUGCUCUAUUAUGUUUGUGGUAACUUUUUUUUUCUCUUUUACCAAAAAAAAAAAAUCUCUAUAUAGUCAAUCGAUAAAUAAUCAUAAACAUCAUGAAUCCGAAACGAUAAAUAAUUCAAAUUAUCCAUCAAUAUUGAAUAAAAUGUACAGUAUUCAUCAACAAACGUAUCAGGUGUGUAAAGAUGCAGUUGUAUUGCCUAAAGAUAAUAUGCCAAAUUGUCCAACAAUGACAGCCGUAUGUUCAAUGAUACGACAAUAUAGACAGGAUAAAUCAACGGAUGAAUCUUCGGAUAUGGUUACUGUUAGUAGUAGUCAUACUAAACAGGAUUUAAUUAUUUCGGCUGGUAAUAAUUUUGGUAAAAAUCAUCGUGAUCAUCGUAGUUCAUCAACACAAAAACAACAAUUUGGUCGUAGUCAUCAACCAUCUGUUGAUGAUGAUUUAGAUGCUGAAGCUAUGCGUGAAGUAUUUGGUUUGUUUGCUAAUUGGACAUUAGAUCAAUAUGUACAAAAAAUGCAUAGAAAUGUUGCAGAAGAAUUAAAUGUAUUUAAUUUUCAAAUUAAAGAAAAAUUUCAACAUUUAUCUGAAAAAUUUACUAAAAUGGAUAUGUUACUUAAAGUUGGUGAUCAAUUAUCAUUAUCAAUAUUAGAUAUACGUGAUCAACUUUAUGAAAAUCAUUUAACAAUGAAUAAAGUAUCUGAUCAAUUACAAUCAUUAGAUAAACAACAACAAUGUCCGGCCAUUAUUCAAAAUGAUGAUAAUCAUGAAAAUGUUAAAAAUAUAACCAACAUACAGAUUAAAGAUUUAUUAGAAGAAUAUUUUGAAAAAAUUUUCCAACAUUUAAAUAAUUCAUUACCGAUGACAAUGUUAAAAACAUCAUCAAAACGACAAACAUCACCCGGUAUUAUGAAACCAAAACAAGAUGAAACAAGUUCAACAGUUAAAUUUUUAACAUAUGAUACGGGUAAUUUACAACCAGCAAGUAUGUUAAUAUCACCAAGUUAUAAAUCAAUACCGAUUAAUGAAAAAAAUAUUACUGCACCCGUAUUUGAACCACAAACACGAUCUGGAUUACAAAAAUCUAAAUGUUCCAGAGAAGCUAAUGUAUUUUAUCCAAGUUCAUGUGAUGAAUUACGACGUCAUGGUGCUACCUGUAAUGGUGUUUAUGUUAUUUUAGCAGCUAGUUCAAAAAUGAAACAUGUUUAUUGUGAUAUGGGUCAUAAUGAUGGUGGCUGGACAGUUAUAUUACGUCGUGGUAAUUUUAGUUCAUCAAAAUAUUUGCUCAAUUUUAAUCAACCAUUUCAUCAAUAUCGUGGUGGAUUUGGAGAUAUGCAUGCAGGUGAAUUUUGGAUUGGUUUAGAUUUUGUUCAUCAGGUAACACAAAGUGAACCACAUCUUCUUCAAAUUGAUUUAUUGGAUAUUGAAGAUAAUUAUGUUUCAAUGGUUUAUGAUGGAUUUUUUAUCGGUAGCAAAGAUGAUGGAUUUAGAUUUUAUGUUAAAGGAAUAAGAAAAGAUUUACUAUUAAGCAGUAAUCCAAAUGUUAAUAUAACAGAUAUAGCAUCAAUUGUAUUAAGACAUAAUCGUACACAAUUUAUUACUGCUGAUCAUAUAAUACCAUUACAACAACAAUCAAUGACAAGUAAACAACAAUCAUUUUAUCGUGAAUGUUCAACAUGGUUUCAUUCUGGUUGGUGGUAUGUUGCACCAACAUGGUCAACAAUUUAUGAUAAAGCACCAUUAAUUGAUACAUGUCGUCAUUUAAAUCAAUUUCAAUUAAUGGCACCAUUACAAUCAAAUCAUAAUCAUUUAUCAGUUAAAUGGAAUAAUUGGUAUUAUGAUGAUCAACAUACAAUUAGAAAAUUACGUUAUAUAAUGAUGAAAAUUCGUCCAAAUAAUCGAUAAUCAUAAUAUCAGAAAAUUUUUUUUUCUUCUUCUUCUUCUU
Dermatophagoides pteronyssinus (European house dust mite) is the source of this 2653-nucleotide messenger RNA. RefSeq lists its product as uncharacterized. Lineage: Eukaryota; Metazoa; Arthropoda; Arachnida; Sarcoptiformes; Pyroglyphidae. The record is from RefSeq and is a predicted model, not a curated record.